This is a messenger RNA of Oncorhynchus kisutch (coho salmon), 2268 nucleotides long. Its product is annotated as cell surface glycoprotein 1-like. The coding region runs from base 1 to 2268 and encodes 755 amino acids. The transcript is spliced from 3 exons. Lineage: Eukaryota; Metazoa; Chordata; Actinopteri; Salmoniformes; Salmonidae. The record is from RefSeq and is a predicted model, not a curated record.
AUGGAUUGUCCCUCUGCUGAGCUCUAUGCUGAGCCCUCUGCUGAGCCCUCUGCUGAGCCCUCUGCUGAGCCCUCUGCUGAGCCCUCCGCUGAGCCCUCCGCUGAGCCCUCCGCCGAGCCCUCCGAUGAGCCCUCCGCUGAGCCUUCUGCUGAACCAUCUGCUGAGCCAUCUGCUGAGCCCUCUGCUGAGCUCUAUGCUGAGCCCUUGGCUGAGCCCUCCGCUGAGCCCUCCGCUGAGCCCUCCGCUGAGCCCUCCGCUGAGCCAUCUGCUGAGCCCUCUGAUGAGCCUUCUGCUGAGCCCUCUGCUGAGCUCUGUGCUGAGCCCUCUGCUGAGACCUCUGCUGAGCUCUAUGCUGAGCCCUCUGCUGAGCCUUCUGCUGAGCCAUCUGCUGAGCCCUCUGCUGAGCUCUAUGCUGAGCCCUCUGGUGAGCCCUCUGCUGAGCUCUAUGCUGAGCUCUAUGCUGAGCCCUCUGCUGAGCUCUAUGCUGAGCCCUCUGCUGAGCCAUCUGCUGAGCCAUCUGCUGAGCCCUCUGCUGAGCCCUCUGCUGAACUCUAUGCUGAGCCCUCUGGUGAGCCUUCUGCUGAGCUCUAUGCUGAGCCCUCUGCUGAGCCCUCUGCUGAGCCCUCUGCUGAGCUCUAUGCUGAGCUCUAUGCUGAGCCCUCUGCUGAGCUCUAUGCUGAGCCCUCUGCUGAGCCCUCUGCUGAGCCCUCUGGUGAGCCCUCUGCUGGGCUCUAUGCUGAGCCCUCUGCUGAGCUCUAUGCUGAGCCCUAUGCUGAGCCCUCUGCUGAGCUUUAUGCUGAGCCCUCUGCUGAGCCCUCUGCUGAGCUCUAUGCUGAGCCCUCUGCUGAGCUCUAUGCUGAGCCCUCUUCUGAGCCCUCUGCUGAGCUCUAUGCUGAGCCCUCUGCUGAGCUCUAUGCUGAGCUCUAUGCUGAGCCCUAUGCUGAGCCCUCUGCUGAGCUCUAUGCUGAGCCCUCUGCUGAGCCCUCUGCUGAGCCCUCUGCUGAGCUCUAUGCUGAGCCCUCUGCUGAGCUCUAUGCUGAGCCCUCUGCUGAGCCCUCUGCUGAGCUCUAUGCUGAGCCCUCUGCUGAGCCCUAUGCUGAGCCCUCUGCUGAGCUCUAUGCUGAGCCCUAUGCUGAGCCCUAUGCUGAGCCCUCUGCUGAGCCCUCUGCUGAGCCCUAUGCUGAGCCCUAUGCUGAGCUCUAUGCUGAGCCCUAUGCUGAGCCCUCUGCUGAGCUCUAUGCUGAGCCCUCUGCUGAGCUCUAUGCUGAGCCCUCUGCUGAGCCCUAUGCUGAGCCCUCUGCUGAGCCCUAUGCUGAGCUCUAUGCUGAGCCCUCUGCUGAGCCCUAUGCUGAGCCCUAUGCUGAGCCCUAUGCUGAGCUCUAUGCUGAGCCCUCUGCUGAGCCCUAUGCUGAGCCCUAUGCUGAGCUCUAUGCUGAGCCCUAUGCUGAGCCCUAUGCUGAGCUCUAUGCUGAGCCCUAUGCUGAGCCCUAUGCUGAGCUCUAUGCUGAGCCCUCUUCUGAGCCCUCUGCUGAGCCCUCUGCUGAGCUCUAUGCUGAGCCCUCUGCUGAGCCCUCUGCUGAGCCCUAUGCUGAGCCCUCUGCUGAGCUCUAUGCUGAGCCCUAUGCUGAGCCCUAUGCUGAGCCCUCUGCUGAGCCCUCUGCUGAGCCCUAUGCUGAGCCCUAUGCUGAGCUCUAUGCUGAGCCCUAUGCUGAGCCCUCUGCUGAGCUCUAUGCUGAGCCCUCUGCUGAGCUCUAUGCUGAGCCCUCUGCUGAGCCCUAUGCUGAGCCCUCUGCUGAGCCCUAUGCUGAGCUCUAUGCUGAGCCCUCUGCUGAGCCCUAUGCUGAGCCCUAUGCUGAGCCCUAUGCUGAGCUCUAUGCUGAGCCCUCUGCUGAGCCCUAUGCUGAGCCCUAUGCUGAGCUCUAUGCUGAGCCCUAUGCUGAGCCCUAUGCUGAGCUCUAUGCUGAGCCCUAUGCUGAGCCCUAUGCUGAGCUCUAUGCUGAGCCCUCUUCUGAGCCCUCUGCUGAGCCCUCUGCUGAGCUCUAUGCUGAGCCCUCUGCUGAGCCCUAUGCUGAGCCCUCUGCUGAGCUCUCUGCUGAGCCCUAUGCUGAGCCCUCUGCUGAGCUCUAUGCUGAGCCCUAUGCUGAGCUCUGUGCUGAGCCCUCUGCUGAGCCCUCUGCUGAGCCCUAUGCUGAGCCCUAUGCUGAGCCCUAUGCUGAGCCCUCUGCAGCUGCUGAGAAACAGGAAAAUAAAAAAGACGUCUCUGAGUAA